UCCAGAAGUCAUUAUGCAACAGCAGCCAACUGUUUAUAAGGCCCCAACUUUACCAGAGGAUCAGAGGAUCUCUGUGAGCUCUUCACUUGAACAGAAUGCUGCGGUACGUUGUAGCCCUCUGUCUGCUGGCUGUGUCCUGGGCACAGGACUGCCAGGUGGCCAACAUCCAGGUCAUGCAGAACUUUGACAAGACAAGGUAUGCAGGGACAUGGUACGCCGUAGCAAAGAAGGACCCAGAGGGUUUGUUCUUACUUGACAACGUUGUGGCUCAGUUUACUAUCGAGGAGGACGGCAAAAUGACCGCCACUGCUAAGGGCAGAGUCAUCAUCCUCAACAAUUGGGAAAUGUGUGCUGACAUGUUUGCCACCUUUGAGGAAACCCCUGACCCUGCCAAGUUCAGAAUGCAUUACUGGGGAAUUGCAUCCUACCUGCAGACUGGAAAUGAUGAUCAUUGGGUGAUCGACACCGACUACGAAAACUACGCCAUCCACUACUCCUGCAGAACAGUAGACUCAGACGGCACUUGCCUGGAUAGCUACUCCUUUGUUUUCUCUCGUCACUCGACCGGUCUUAGGCCAGAGGAUCAGCCCAUUGUCACCCAUAAGAAGGCCCAAGUCUGCCUCCUGGGGAAAUACAGACGCGUUCAACACAAUGGGUUCUGCGAAAACGCCUCACCUUUUGACAUUCAGCAAACCUCUAUGUGAAGCACCUUCUCCUCCUCUGCUUAAGAGAGAAAGCAGCCCAUACCUCUUCAACAUCAAACUAAAAUGGCGAACUAUAAGCUGACACGUUCACAUGCUGUAAACAGAGGGAAGACAACUAGUGGGGCUGGUUUCUUUUCACUUUCCCAAAAUGUCCCUAUUAGUAAGAAAAAGAUUCUGGACUUUUUAAUAUUAAGUCCUAUCCCCAAAAUCUGUCAUGUCUUGUUUUUUUUUGUUGGGGUUUUUUGUUGUUGUUCUUUUUGUUGUACAGGAACUUAAGAGUAGUUUACCUUCUGCAUGGAAACCAGUGGAACUACCCCCCUGGUUCCAGUGGCAAACUAGACAUAUCAUAUCACUGAAAAACAACUUUUGGAGCUUUUCGUUCCAAUGUGAUAAAUAAUCAGCUGUGAAAAUCUCUUAUGAGUGCAGCUGAACUCUAAGCAUUACUGCAGCUCUGGAGCGUUAACGCCAUGUUCACCACAAAACCAGGUUAACAAGUCACUGACUUUGCUUUUACACUGAAGGACAUAAAGUAUCUUGUAGCAUAAAAGUAGAUAUUGUUAAUAAACCAAUACAAACAUAUUAAGUCAUGUGCUAUACAAGCAUAGUAGUUUGGAUUUUACUUGAUUGUAUGAUGUAUACUUUUUGAUCCAGUUUUUGAAAUAAAACAUUCAUACCGUG
Messenger RNA from Plectropomus leopardus (leopard coralgrouper), 1382 nucleotides. RefSeq names its product retinol binding protein 4, plasma (gene rbp4). NCBI's taxonomy places the organism in Eukaryota, Metazoa, Chordata, Actinopteri, Perciformes, Serranidae. Gene Ontology annotation, molecular function: retinol transmembrane transporter activity; retinol binding. The record is from RefSeq and is a predicted model, not a curated record. Gene Ontology annotation, biological process: retinol transport.